CCGCGUAUGCGGUAUUCCGCAAACGGUAACAAUUUACGGAGAGGUUAAAAACUCUCCGCUAACAGAAAACAAAUAUUAUUACAGGGAAAGGCACCGUCGUGCACAACGGACGCAUUCAAGUCAUCGGCCGCUUCUCCCACGAGGCUUCUCUUAAGCACCUCGAUCCCGAGCCUGCGAAGCGUUCUCUAGUGCUUCGAUACUCCAUUUGGUACGCCAAGUGCUGUCGGAUCCUGGGAUGCCUUUACAUCAGCAAUCUGAACGACGAGACCCUGAAAACAAACAGGGCGACGUGGAAGAGCCCUUACACGCUGUACUCCGCGGCUUUGCUGACGAUGGUCGCAAUAUGCGAAGGAUCCAACAUCGUUCACAAGAGCAGCUGCCAGGGGGACUUGAAAUGCAAAUUCACAGAUUCUAUCGGUGUCGUGGUUUACGCAUUAGCUGGCGUGCAAGUGCUCAUGAACAUCGUAUGCCUGGUUCGAGGAUCCGCGAGGAUUCUGCAGCUUUUACGGGAUGCCGUGGCGUUCGAACGGUCCAGCGCUUUCAAGCCUGACACCAGGUCCGCGAUCCAGGACCGUUCCUGGUUCAAGAUUACCUUGAGAUUAUCCGUGCUGCUCGGCCUGGUUGCGUCGUUUUCGCUUCUCGGCGCUGUACAGCACAAAAACUUUCAGUUCGAGUCGCCAACACUGGCACCCCGUCCUCAAGGCCCUGGCCGCCUGCAGCUCGGUGAUGUUCAUACUCUGCGGGUCAACCAUGUACGUGUCCGCGACCUGUUUCUGCGAAGUCCUGGUACAAUACGUGAAGGCUCAGGUCACCGCCUUCGAGGAGUGCCAGGCGACCUGGGCGUCCCGCAUGGCGCUUCGGGAUGCGGCAGCCAAGAUCGAGGCAGUGCGCGUCAACGUCUGCAAGAUAAGGGCCCUCAAGAACGCCGUCAACGAUGUCUGGGGUCCGGCAAUCGUAACCUCAUCGGCCUGUCUUGUGGGCAUGUUGUGCACCACUUUGUACAGGUCAUUUUACAUCAGGGUGGUUCACGAGGAUGCCUGGUUGCGAUUCACGUACACUGUUUACAGCGCCCUCUGCUUUGUCGACAUGGUGCUCGUCAGUAGUGACCUAGGAAGCGAGGUCGAGAACUUGAAGGAAGCCACCAAACCUAUGAGCUUGCUUGAUGCAACGGAUGCUUACUCGCUGCAGGUGAGCUACCUGCACGACAUAAUUGAGCCCGACAGCAUGUGCCUAUCGGCGGGACGUUUCUUCCGAAUCGACCGGACGCUACUUGUUACGAUGGCCGGUUCCAUCAUCACGUUCACGGUAAUCCUGGUGCAGACGAGCGACGAUAUUAUGCACGCAAUAUGAAAGACGGCAUACCUACACGUGCGGCGGCGGGAUCCAUCUAC
Molecule: messenger RNA, 1391 nt
Organism: Dermacentor silvarum
Lineage: Eukaryota; Metazoa; Arthropoda; Arachnida; Ixodida; Ixodidae
Exons: 4
Coding region: 727-1350 (207 amino acids)
Biological process (GO): sensory perception of taste
Cellular component (GO): membrane
Source: RefSeq, a predicted model, not a curated record